AGAUAAUCCGUUAGUAUAAAUAUGCCAGCAUUUAAAUGGUCUGGUAUAGUAGUUGUGUUAAUUCUCUAUAGAGGUACACAAUUUAAAGUUUCAAGAUGUUGAAGUAUUUCGCCUUAUUUGCCAUUAUUGCGGCCUUGGCCAGUGCUGAUAUGGUACGUGUACCAAUUCGCAAGCACGAGAACUUUGUCAAGACCAGCAAGGAUAUUCGUGCUGAAAAAUCUGUCUUGCGCUCCAAAUAUAAGAUUCCUGAGACCCGCGGUAUUGUCGAUGAACUGUUGUCCAAUACCUUGAACAUGGAAUACUAUGGUGAUAUCACCAUUGGUACCCCUCCUCAGAGUUUCAUUGUCUUGUUCGAUUCUGGUUCUUCCAACUUGUGGGUUCCCUCCAGCCACUGCUGGAUCUGGGAUAUUGCCUGCAAGAAGCACAACCAAUACAACCAUGAUGAAUCCAGCACUUAUGUCAAGAAUGGCGAACAAAUCUCCAUCCAAUAUGGUUCGGGCAGCAUGAGCGGUUUCUUGUCCCAAGACGAUGUGACCAUUGAAGGUUUGACCAUUAAGAAUCAAGUUUUCGCCGAAGCCAUGAAUGAACCCGGAAACAGCUUCACCGAUUCCAGCUUCGAUGGUAUUUUGGGUAUGGCCUACCAAACUUUGGCCGAGGACGAUGUUGUCCCUCCCUUCUAUAACAUGUUCUCCCAAGGAUUGGUUGAUGCCGAUAUGUUCUCUUUCUACUUGAAACGCGAUGGCUCUGCUUCUGAUGGUGGUGAAAUGAUUUUGGGUGGUAUUGACUCCAGCUAUUAUACCGGUGAUAUUACCUAUGUUCCCGUCUCCAGCCAAGGCUAUUGGCAAUUCGAAGUCACCACUGGCUCCAUCAAGGGUCAAAACAUUUGCGACAACUGCCAAGCUAUUGCCGAUACUGGCACCAGCUUGAUCGUGUGCCCUGCUGAUGCUUGCGAAACUGUCAAUGCUGAAAUCGGUGGUACCUACAACGAGGAUGAUGGCAGCUACUAUGUUGACUGCUCCGCCAUUGACACCUUGCCCGAUGUCACUUUCGAGAUUGGUGGUACCACCUUCACCUUGCCACCCAGCGCUUAUAUUGUGACUGUUGAUGGCAACUGCAUGUCUGCUUUCUCAUCCAUGGGUACCGAUUUCUGGAUUUUGGGUGAUGUAUUCAUUGGUCAAUACUACACCGUUUUCGAUUUGGGUAACAACCGUGUUGGUUUUGCCACAGCUGUUUAAAAUGCCUAAGUUGGGCCAUUAUUUACUAGCAAGUAAAUAAAGAGAUAUUACAAAUUGUAUAAAGUUUUCCUUUCAAAAUAGCUUUGAUAUACAUUUUUCUAUGUUAAUAAUAACAAAUGA
Stomoxys calcitrans (stable fly) is the source of this 1355-nucleotide messenger RNA. RefSeq names its product lysosomal aspartic protease. The transcript has 2 exons. Gene Ontology annotation, biological process: proteolysis; cell death. Lineage: Eukaryota; Metazoa; Arthropoda; Insecta; Diptera; Muscidae. Bases 96 to 1235 code for a protein of 379 amino acids. The record is from RefSeq and is a predicted model, not a curated record. Gene Ontology annotation, molecular function: aspartic-type endopeptidase activity. Gene Ontology annotation, cellular component: lysosome.